Scomber scombrus (Atlantic mackerel) is the source of this 1380-nucleotide messenger RNA. RefSeq names its product rho GTPase-activating protein 19-like. Gene Ontology annotation, molecular function: GTPase activator activity. Gene Ontology annotation, cellular component: cytoplasm. Gene Ontology annotation, biological process: regulation of small GTPase mediated signal transduction; signal transduction. The record is from RefSeq and is a predicted model, not a curated record. The annotation marks the transcript as partial. Lineage: Eukaryota; Metazoa; Chordata; Actinopteri; Scombriformes; Scombridae. The transcript is spliced from 10 exons.
AUGGCGGCUGAAGAUGAUCCCCAAAACAAUACUAAACUAGUCAGAAGGGGGACGACAUGCAGUGUGUUUAUCAGCCAGGAAAAGACUAGCCAGCCGGUGAUCUUUAACCCAGACUUCUUUGUGGAGAGGCUGCGAUAUGAGCAUCCACAGGCCUUCGCGGAUCUGGUUCUUAGCAAUAUUACUCGACUCAUAGACCUUCCAGGGGACGAGUUUGCCCAGCUCACAGGAGAGUGUGAGGCCAGGGUGCCUUCGACCAGUGGCUUUCUACGGUCCUUCAACUUCCUGAAACGAAAAGACAAAGGAGUGGUUUUUGGUGCACCCUUAACUGAGGAAGGAAUAGCACAUAUCUAUCAGCUCAUUGAAUACCUGAGUAAAAACCUUCAUGUGGAGGGUUUGUUCCGUGUGCCAGGCCACAGCCUUAGGCAGGCAGCACUGAGGGAGAUGCUGAAUGCUGGGGCAGAGAUAGAUCUAGAGACAGGAGACUUCCAUCCCAAUGAUGCUGCCACGUUGCUCAAAGCCUUCCUGGGAGAACUGCCUGAGCCUCUGCUUACACACAGACACUAUCAUGCUCACCUGAAGAUUGGAGAACUGACCUGCUUUGAUGACAAGGGAGAUAAGACCAACUUACCUGACAAGGAGCGGCAGAUUGAGGCAUUUCAGCUGAUUUUCAUGCUGCUCCCCUCAGCUAACCGCAGCCUGUUAAAGCUUCUGCUGGACUUGUUAUAUCACACCGCUCGCAAUCAGCACAUCAACAAGAUGUCUGCUAUCAAUCUAGCCACAAUGUUCGCUCCACACAUCAUCUGGCCCAAAAAUGUGUUGGCAAGUGAUCUGCAGGGAAACAUUGAUAAACUGAAUAAAGGCAUUGCUUUCCUCAUCAGGCACUCACAAAAACUAUUUAAGGCACCUGCAUAUAUCAAAGAUUAUGCACGCCUAUACUUCACAGGAUCAAAAACUCUUCAAUCAAAGGAUGAUUUGACACUCUGUUCUGGGACCAAAGAUGGCCCCUUGGCUGUGGUAACAGCCGCCUCCCCAUCUCCCUCCAUGAGAACAAUCAGUGGUGAUGAUAGCGGCACCUGCACGAUUGGGUCAUCUGAGCCUCAGAGUUAUACUGAAUCUGCACUCAAAGAGCUGUACCAGCAAGUCAACAACAUGCCUGAGUCUGCCAAAAAAAAGAAACUGAUCAGACAGUUUGAGAAGCAGCCUUUGCAGACACCUUCAGCUGACUCUCGGACACCUUUCAGCAGGAAACAUUGGCGUUCACGCUCUUUGGGUGGAAUUAUCAAGAGGAAGGUGUUGGGGAGCCAAAUAUCAACAGAGAAAGAAAACGGCAGACUGCAGAGUCCUGUACCCAGCAGUUCAGUUGAUGGACGCAGAAGAGAA